Molecule: messenger RNA, 4311 nt
Organism: Acanthochromis polyacanthus (spiny chromis)
Lineage: Eukaryota; Metazoa; Chordata; Actinopteri; Pomacentridae
Gene: klhl17
Product: kelch-like family member 17
Molecular function (GO): protein binding
Source: RefSeq, a predicted model, not a curated record
AUGAUCAGCUGCAUUCACGGGACACACGGAGGGAGACCCCGGGAGUUUUCCGUUUUCAUUUUUUGUCCGUUACUUUACACCACCACAAAGCUGGGCAAGCUCACAAACCGGAGGAAAUCACUGCUGUCAAAUCGACACCGACGACGGCUGGUGUUGCCCAGAGCGCGGCCCAGGCACGAGGCCACGACCGCCACAUCCGGCACCAUGAUGGAAGGGGGCAUGCAGCUGCUCAACCGUGAUGGCCACAGCAUCUCGCAUAAUUCGAAGCGCCACUACCACGACUCGUUCGUGUCCAUGAACAGGAUGCGACAGCGUGGUCUGCUGUGUGACAUUGUGCUUCAUGUCUCCAACAAAGAAAUCAAGGCGCACAAAGUGGUGCUGGCAUCCUGCAGCCCCUACUUCCACGCUAUGUUUACCAAUGAGAUGUCUGAAAGCAGGCAGACCCACGUGACCCUUCACGACAUAGAUCCUCAGGCUUUGGAGCAGUUGGUCCAAUACGCCUACACAGCAGAGAUUGUGGUCGGAGAAGGCAACGUGCAGACGUUGCUCCCAGCAGCAAGCCUGCUGCAGCUCAAUGGGGUGCGGGACGCCUGCUGUAAGUUCCUCCUCAGCCAGCUGGACCCUUCUAACUGCCUGGGCAUCAGAGGCUUCGCUGACACACACUCCUGCAGCGACCUGCUCAAGUCAGCACACAAGUAUGUCCUGCAGCACUUUGUGGAGGUGUCCAAGACAGAGGAGUUCAUGCUGCUGCCACUGAAACAGGUCCUGGAUUUGAUCUCCAGUGACAAUCUCAAUGUGCCAUCUGAAGAAGAAGUGUACCGAGCCGUGUUGAGUUGGGUGAAACAUGAUAUAGACGGACGCAGGCAACACGUACCUUGGCUGAUGAAGUGCGUGCGGCUGCCACUGUUGAGGCGAGACUUUCUGAUGAGCAACGUUGAUACGGAGCUGCUGGUGCGUCACCAUUCGGAGUGCAAGGACCUGCUGAUCGAGGCUCUAAAGUACCACCUGAUGCCUGAGCAGAGGGGAGUCCUGAGCAACAGCCGGACGCGCCCUCGACGCUGUGAGGGCGCCAGUCCUGUGCUCUUCGCGGUUGGGGGUGGCAGCCUGUUUGCCAUCCAUGGAGACUGUGAGGCGUAUGACACCAGGACAGACCGCUGGCACAUGGUGGCGUCCAUGUCCACUCGGCGGGCACGGGUGGGCGUGGCAGCCAUCGGAAACAGGCUCUAUGCUGUUGGAGGCUAUGAUGGCACCUCAGACCUUGCAACCGUGGAGUCUUAUGACCCCAUCACCAACGCCUGGCAACCGGAGGUUUCCAUGGGAACACGACGGAGCUGUUUGGGUGUAGCUGUCCUGCAUGGCCUGCUGUAUGCUGCUGGAGGUUAUGAUGGAGCUUCCUGUCUUAAUAGUGCAGAGCGUUAUGAUCCUCUCACCAGCACGUGGACCUCAAUUGCUGCCAUGAGCACUCGCAGGAGAUACGUACGAGUUGCAACUCUGGAUGGCAGCUUGUAUGCAGUGGGAGGUUACGACAGCUCCUCGCAUCUCGCAACAGUGGAGAAAUAUGACCCCCAGAGCAACACAUGGACAGCCAUCGCCAACAUGCUGAGUCGGCGCAGCAGUGCCGGGGUGGCCGUGCUGGACGGCAUGUUGUACGUCGCAGGAGGCAACGACGGCACCAGCUGUCUGAACUCUGUGGAGAGGUUCAACCCCAAGACCAACACCUGGGAGGGAGUAUCCCCCAUGAACAUACGCAGGAGCACUCAUGAUCUGGUGGCUAUGGAUGGCUGGUUAUACGCAGUGGGAGGUAACGACGGCAGCUCUAGUCUCAACUCCAUUGAAAAAUACAACCCACGCAGCAACAAAUGGGUUGCAGCCUCGUGCAUGUUCACGCGGCGGAGCAGCGUAGGCGUCGCCGUGUUGGAGCUUCUGAACUUCCCGCCUCCCUCCUCGCCCACCCUCUCGGUUUCCUCCACCAGUCUUUGACACGGGGUCACCGUUUGGCUGACCUCAGCCUCUGCUGCUACCGCCCAGACUGGCUCUGGGAAGAGACGCAACUGCUCGGUUUGAGACGAGGAAGAAGAGGAAGAGCGUUGGGAGUGGACAGGUAAAUGUAUGUAGAAAGGUGGAUGUGAAUGAGGCUCUUGGCUUGGCACGGUGCGCUUCAGAAUUAGUGGCACUCUGGUGAAAUUUAGCUAGCUACAUUUGACAAAAUACACAACAUAAAUGAUGAAUUUCGAUCUAAAACAAACUAGCAAGUUUUAAAAAAAUGAAAUAUUCCACAAGUAACUCCUCUCCUCUUUUUCUUUAAUACACUAUUGUUGUAGAAAUAUUGAUGAAUGCCAAGAAAUUGAGUUGAUAUGGAUGAAGAUGAACCUCUCAAGCCUGAUUGAUUUUUCAUAAAAGACAAAAAAUAAAUAAUAUCCGCAACAUCCUUUAAAAAAUUAAAUAAUGUUCUUAUUAUCAAAUGUGGCUGCUAUUGACCAUGGUACCAUUAAUUCUGGACUUCACUAUAUCUGGUCUGGAUGCUUUAACUCCACCGUACAGAUACCAGCUGCCACUCUCUUCAAGAUAUUCCUGGAAAAAGAUGUGUGAACAUUGAGCAGUCUUUCCUCAAACCACACUUUUUUUCCACACCACUGCAGUGUUUGACACACUUGUCGUGAAACAUGGUGGGCCUUUCAAUUCUGUUAUGUGUGAUGUAAAUGUUUUUUGGUUUGAUGUUGUCCUCUGCAAAGUUUUUCUUUGAUGUCAGGAGUUUUUUUUUUUUUUGCAAUAAUGUAUAAAAAAAAGAGAAAGUUUACUUUUGGAAUGUAGCUUUUUAGUGGUUGUACCAUGCAUGUUUACGUAUUGGCACCGAUUCCCAAAAAGAUAGGAAAAAAACCGUCGUAGUGCUGCUAUGCCACACUAGGUGGCAGUAACAGGCAAUGCUAUACACCCUUCUCAUACUGCAAGAAAGCAUGGACACCAACAACAUAGAAAAGCAGAACUGUAAAUGAGUUUGAAUCCUUUUUAUAUAUAUAUAUAUAUAUAUAAAUAGAGAGUUAUGUUGAAGUAUAUGUAUUUAUAAAAAAAUGUAUAAAUUCUAAUAUAUUCUGUUUUAAAGAUGCUUAGAGAAGGAAACAGAUCAGACCUAUGCCUAUUUAAGAUUGUUUUUAAUAUACUUAUUUAGAUGUGAUGUGCAUAUCGUCAGUGGAAAUGACAAAGAGAAUGUCUCGGUGUGAGAGCGGUAGCUGUUGAAUCUGUGUGCAUUCAGAGUUUCUCCUGGUUAAGAGGACUGACUGUUGCAUUUUGACGUGCAGCAUUUCAUUUGCAUUUCUUAAUGUUUCUUCACUGCCACAAGCAUGACCUCACACGAUACCUUACGUCCGCUACAUUUAUGAAAACGGCUUUAGUUUCCUGCAAACCUGUUGAGCAGCUAAAGAAAGAACGCUCUAUUAUCUUUAAUUCUACUUCUCAGUCAAAUAAAAACACGGAGGGGGACGUAGUUUUUCUGACAUGUGAUAGCUUACAUUUACAUCAAAGCAACAAUUACUAGUUUACCGUGAAUAUAUCAACACAUGACACUAAUGAGUAAUGUUGCUGACACUUGGUGCUGUCAUCGUCCAUCGGUGUUUUGUUACCUCAUUGUUGAAAUUGAUCCAACUCCAUUUCAAUUAAGUUAAAAUAGAAGCAACUCCAGGUAACCACUAACAUACUGGCUGUAGAACCUGUGUUGAGUGAAUUGGGAAAGUUGCCAGUCAACCUGCUAUGUCUAAAAUAAAUAUAUUGCUUUGACUCUUUUUUGUUUUUGACUCAACUGUGAGUCUGGGUUCACUUUAGUUCAUGUGCAGUGCAGUGAUAACCAUUCCAGACUUCUGAGAAGUUGCCGUUUCUCCUUAUUUUGAAGGAUUUUGUUGAUCCGGUUCUGUUUAUCUAAAACUACCUUAUGUUUCAUUUGUGUGUAAGAGUGGACGCAGUAGAAUGGGAGCUGUGAUGGCCUUAAGAGGAUGCCGUUAAACCGUAAAGUCGAUGUGAGUCAGGGACAGACUUUAAGACAAAGGCGCACAUAACCACAUAAGACUUUGGCCUCCGUUCUGUGGAUCGAAAUGUAAAUUUUAAAAAAAAGCUCAAGCUAUCUUAAAUCCAUUUGUGCAAUUUCAACGUGACUGUAGCUUUUUUUUUUUUUUUAGUUUGUGUUUAAUGUUGUGAUAAUUGUUUAUUUAUGUUUGCUAUUUAUGAUGGACUUUAAAAUGUUGAAUUUUGCACUAUUGCGAAAUGAAGCAAUACUAUACACUUUAAAAAAAUGAAAUAAAGAUGUUUUCAGAUGUGAUAUAA